This is a messenger RNA of Anopheles maculipalpis, 1143 nucleotides long. RefSeq names its product leucine-rich repeat-containing protein egg-6-like. NCBI's taxonomy places the organism in Eukaryota, Metazoa, Arthropoda, Insecta, Diptera, Culicidae. The record is from RefSeq and is a predicted model, not a curated record. Bases 1 to 1143 code for a protein of 380 amino acids. The transcript has a single exon. Gene Ontology annotation, molecular function: protein binding.
AUGACCAAAUUGCUUGCCGAAAUCAGUCAACUGUUUAUGCAAACAACACUCCAGAAGUACUACGAACAGGACCUAAUCAUAACCAAUCGCAUAACAAGCGAAUCGAUCGAAUUGCUCUCGGCACCAUUUCUUACGCAUCUUACGAUCCUUCCCAACCAACAGCUGCGAGGGCUCUACAUCGUCAACAGUGCUGUGCAAAGCAUCCCCAAAAGCAUAACCAUGCUCCGACGUCUUCACUUUCUCGGCAUAGAACAAUCAUACAUACGCAUGCUUGAUCUGGGGCUGCUGUGUGAUUUUCCCACACUAAACAUACUGCAGCUGGUCAACAAUCACAUUCGCUUGCUACUUCCCGCACCGGAUCCGUCCUGUCUUAACUCACUGGAAGAACUAUUUCUCAACCACAAUCAUCUCACGGCGCUUGAUUUGGCCCUAUUUGCACCGUUCGUUUAUUUGAAACGUUUGUUCGUCGAAAACAACCGUCUGCACUCGAUCGUCUGCUCCAACGCGACGAACUUCCCGCAUCUUCACCUAAUAUUGCUGGGACCGGGCAACAAUUUGACAUGGGUCGCGUUGGAGUUGCUACAGCUUCCAGCCCCAGUCACUAUCAACAUGCCGGGCAAUCAGCUGGAACGAUUGCCGUACCUGAACCACCACAACAUACCGGAGCUAAAGCGUACGUAUCUCGACCGAAACAAGCUAAGUGCGGUGGAUUUGUCCCAUUUUCAGCCACAUCAGCAUAUGGACGGUAUCCAUCUCGCCCAAAAUCAACUGCAUACCAUUACCUGCGGCCAGUACGUCCAUUUGCCUGAGCUAGAUACGAUUGACGUGUCGCAUAAUUUGCUCGAGUCGAUUUCGCUAGAAAACUGCAACUUUACCAACCUCAAGCUCGUUUCGCUCACGAACAAUCGGUUCGUGCGUGUGCCGGCGGACAUCUGCUUUAGUGAGGUGGCCCCUGUUGCAUGUGUUCUGCACAUGCAGCAAAAUCCAUUGCAGUGCAACUCGCUGCAGCAGUACAUCCCACUGCUAACCACAACGAAUAUCGAUCGUAAGCUGACGGUUACAAUCGCCGCAAGAUGCAACGAAAUGAACUACACUGGAAGGAUUGCACUAAACAAAAGAAAUUCAUUCUGCUGUAUGAAGUGA